This is a messenger RNA of Polyodon spathula (Mississippi paddlefish), 3523 nucleotides long. Its product is annotated as oxysterol-binding protein-related protein 9-like. Bases 8 to 2248 code for a protein of 746 amino acids. The record is from RefSeq and is a predicted model, not a curated record. Gene Ontology annotation, molecular function: sterol binding. Lineage: Eukaryota; Metazoa; Chordata; Actinopteri; Acipenseriformes; Polyodontidae. The transcript has 24 exons. Gene Ontology annotation, cellular component: cytosol; intracellular membrane-bounded organelle; membrane.
UUUAAAGAUGGCGUCCAUCAUGGAAGGGCCGCUCAGCAAAUGGACUAACGUCAUGAAAGGUUGGCAGUAUCGUUGGUUCGUUUUAGAUUAUAACGCCGGUCUGCUGUCCUACUAUACGUCCAAGGACAAAAUGAUGAGGGGUUCCCGAAGAGGCUGUGUGCGACUUCAGGGAGCUGUGAUUGGUAUAGAUGACGAGGACGACAGUACCUUCACCAUUACAGUGGACCAGAAGACCUUCCAUUUUCAAGCUCGUGAUGCAGACGAGAGAGAAAAGUGGAUCCAUGCCUUAGAGGGCACUAUUCUCCGGCACACACUUCAACUGCAGGAGGCUGAAACAGAAAUUGUUCCCAGUGUUCAAGAUUUCGACAAGAAGCUCGCUGAAGCGGAUGCCUACUUGCAGAUUCUGAUCGACCAGUUAAAACUAUUUGAUGAAAAGAUCAGGAACUGCAAAGAAGAUGAGCAGAGAAGAAAAAUUGAAAACCUAAAGGAAACCACAUGUGGCAUGGUAGAAUCAGUCAAACACUGUAUAGUGUUACUGCAGAUUGCCAAGGACCAAAGUAAUGAACAGAAGCACGCAAAUGGACUUAUAAGUACCAUCAACCCAGUGGAUGGAAUAUAUCAGCCUAGUCCUCUUGAUUCUUCAGUAAUCAGUACGAUGCCUACCCAGACUGUCCAACCACCAGAUGGUUUCCAGGUGAGCAAAGGGGAGCUGCGGCCCACCACCCUGGCGGUUGGUUCUGUGGUGUCUGUGAUGGGAAACCACCAGACUCCCACCCCCAACAGCACAGGGAGUGGCCCGUCCGCACCGAGCAGCAGCGUCACCUCCCCCAGUCACGUCAACCUGUCCUCCAACACGGUCCCUGACUUCUCCUACUCCAGUAGUGAAGACGAGUUCUAUGAUGCAGAUGAGUUCUACCAGACCAGCACCUCCCCAAAACGCUGCAUAGAUCCGUCUAUGGCCCCGGCAGUGCUGCCCCACAGCAGCACAGGGAGCAGUCUGAAACGUCCAGACACCAACGAGUCUCUCAACUCCUCCAUGUCGAAUGGCACCACUGAUGCAGGUGAACCCAGGGGGACAGGGUUGAGAAAUCGGUUUGACAGCCAUGAUGACCGGGAUGACGAUGGGGAGGGCGAGUCUGUGGAGGAGCACAAGAGUGUCAUCAUGCACCUGCUGUCCCAGGUCAGACUGGGGAUGGACUUGACCAAGGUGGUUCUUCCUACGUUUAUCCUGGAGAGGAGAUCAUUGCUGGAAAUGUACGCUGACUUCUUUGCACACCCCGAUCUGUUUGUCAGUAUUGCAGAUCAGACGGAUCCCAGGGACCGCAUGGUGCAGGUUCUGAAAUGGUACCUCUCUGCCUUUCACGCAGGACGGAAGGGCUCGGUGGCCAAGAAACCCUACAACCCCAUUCUGGGAGAGAUCUUCCUGUGUUACUGGGACCUGCCUUCAAACAGCGAGGAGAAUGCAGAGCCUGUUUCAGGGGGGCCUGCUCCUUGGUGCAGUAAGAACGACGUGUCCUUUGUUGCAGAGCAGGUCUCACAUCAUCCACCCAUUUCUGCGUUUUAUGCUGAGUGUUACAGCAAGAAGAUUCAGUUCAAUGCUCACAUCUGGACAAAGUCCAAAUUUUUAGGAAUGUCAAUUGGGGUCCAUAAUAUUGGACAAGGGUGUGUAUCAUGUUUAGAGUAUGAUGAACACUAUAUUCUCACUUUCCCCAAUGGCUACGGAAGGUCCAUUCUCACAGUUCCUUGGGUAGAGCUGGGAGGGGAGUGCACAAUCUCUUGCUCCCAGACUGGAUACAGUGCCAGCGUCAGCUUCCACACAAAACCUUUUUACGGCGGGAAGAAGCACAGAAUCACAGCCGAGAUCUUUCCCCCCAAUGAUAAGAAGUCAUUCUGUUCCAUUGAUGGCGAGUGGAAUGGUGUCAUGUAUGCAAAGUGGGCAUCGGGGGAGAGCAACUUGUUUAUCGACACCAAGAAGAUGAGCACGAUCAAGAAGAAAGUGAGGAAGCUGGAAGACCAGUUGGAGUAUGAGUCCCGGAGCCUAUGGAAGGACGUGACGGUUAAUUUAAAAUUAAGAGACAUUGAUGCUGCAACAGAAGCAAAGCACAGCCUUGAAGAGAAGCAGAGAGCGGAGGCCCGAGAGAGGAAGGAGAACGAGAUGCAGUGGGAAACGCGGUUAUUCCAUGAGGAUGGAGAAUGCUGGGUCUAUGAUGAACCCCUUUUAAAACGUAUGGCUGCCAACAAACAUUGAGAAUGGGUGGGAGUUGAAAAAAGCAAGGACUUUGAGUCUUCAGUAGAACUCUUUAGAAACCGCUUAUUAAAGCCUUUGAAUGACAGAAUAUUUACUCUGCUUCCCCCCACCCCUCCUUCAGAAGUGAUGAUUUCUCUCAAGGUCUGCUCCGUGAGCCACCGCCGUCAUAGAUUUUUAAGCAAGUCUAAAGAACCCUGAAGCAUCUUUCUUCUUUUUUUUUUUGGAGGGAGGGGAGUGGAGGGGUUGGUCUGCAUCUCAGGGAAACGGAUGAUUUGAGGAAGAAACAAUUUCAGAAACCUUUUGUGGAGGAGGGGGAGAGAGUGGGAACCUUGCUUGCUGAAGUAGCCAGCAGUGGCUGUAUUUUUUUUUCCUCCCUGUUGAUAUCGGCUCUGUGAGGAUAUGAGCACCUUUGAACCUGCAGUGUCAUUAUGCAUAAUCCAGAGAUCUCUCUCUCUCUCUCUCUCUCUCUCAUCACUGUACAAAUGUAUAUUGAAAAGAAAUCUGCUCAGUCAGUAGGGCAAGUUACAGAAACUGUUUUCCAAACCAGUGCAUUAACACUGGACCAGGCUAGAGUCGGUGGAUCAACGGACCAAUUCCUUGUGCACUCUGUUAUUUUACUUUUAAGGGACCAGGUAACAAUAGCAAGCCUAUUUUUUUUAGCACUACCCAAGAUAAGGCUUGCCCAUUUAGUAAACAUGAACCAAUCACAUUGUUAGAUAAAGAAAAAAAAAAUCUGUGCUUUUGUCAUCAGAAAUAAAAGUGAUCGCUACAAGCUUGCAGGCUCUGUGAAAGUUCUAAGUUAAGACUGCAGAAAAAGCUGGAUGUUCACAUGUAUCCAAUCCUAGCCUGGUUCAAUCUGUAUCCAAUCCAGUGAUCCUGUGUUAGUGUAAAUGGCAAUCUGCUUAGCAUACCUUCUACAGACAUGUAAACAUAGCAAGAACUCCAUUUCAUUUUGGAUCUGUUUAUUAAAGUAGACAUCAAGAUGUUUAGGAAUAAAUAUAUAUAAUUUCUCAAAGUCAAUAAUUUUAUUUUUGUGUGUUAAUUAAAAUAAUGAAUUGAUGCCUUGCUGUUCUUUACAGUGUCUCUCGCUUGAAGAAAAAUAAAUCGGUAUUUUUUUAUUUUAAAGACUUAUUGUUUCUAAACUUAACCGAUGACUGUACCAGAUUCUCCUGUUUAUUGAUGCAGAUAUUAAACCUUAAUAAAUUUCCCAUUUUUGUUUUGCAUAUGUUUCAUGUAUUUGUAUUUAAUUCAUAAUAAAGCUGUAGCGUGAUGGAA